AAAAAACAAAACCCAAACAACCCCUACCCUUACAGCACAGUUAAGAAAUUGGCAGUGCAAGAAGCCAGACUGCGUUUAAAGGAACAUGAAAAGCUAAAAGAAAAUUUUUACCAUCUCUGCAGUCUCAUAGGUGCCUGGAAAUGAAAGUAGAACUUCCUGUCUUUAACGGACUCUGACAGGGGUAAACUGGAUUAGGGACUGGCACGCCAGGGUUUUUGUUGUUGUUGCUGCUGCUGCUGGUGGUGCUUUUUUUUUUUUUUUAAACCAUCUUAAAUCCUGGAAAGAAAAAUGCAUCUCGGAAUUGAAUGAAUUGAUGGGUACACUCCAACUGCUGGGCUGCAGAGACUGAACUUGGUCUUUCCAUUUCUGCUUCUUUCAAAGAAGAGACAAGUUGGGAUUCCUUCUCAUUUAGCUUCUCUCCCUCUCCCUCACCCCAGCCCCACUCCCAACCUUCCCCUUGGUCCCCCACUUCUCUACCACCACCUUCCUUUGCAAAGAGAGGGUGACUGGGAAAGCAGAGUGCACAGGAGACUGACCGAGGAGGCAGAGAAGAUGGGACUCCUCAGCGUAGACUUGCUGAUCGCCCUGCAGAUCCUGCCAGUCUUUUUCUCCAACUGCCUCUUCCUGGCGCUCUAUGACUCGGUCAUUCUGCUCAAGCACGUGGCGCUGCUUCUCAGCCGCUCCAAGUCCACUCGCGGAGAGUGGAGGCGCAUGCUGACCUCAGAAGGGCUGCGCUGUGUCUGGAACAGCUUCCUCCUAGAUGCCUACAAACAGGUUAAACUGGGUGAAGAUGCUCCCAAUUCCAGUGUGGUGCACGUGUCCAAUCCUGAAGCAGGUAACAAUUAUGCCUCAGAGAAGACCGCUGAUGGGGCAGAAUGCCACCUUCUUGACUUUGCCAGUGCAGAGCGCCCACUGGUGGUCAACUUUGGUUCAGCCACCUGACCACCUUUCACUAGGCAACUGCCAGCCUUCCGCCAGCUGGUGGAAGAGUUCUCCUCGGUGGCUGACUUCCUGUUGGUAUACAUUGAUGAGGCUCACCCUUCAGAUGGCUGGGCAGUGCCUGGGGACUCCUCUCUGUCUUUUGAGGUUAAGAAGCAUCGGAACCAAGAGGACCGUUGUGCAGCAGCCCACCAACUCCUGGAGCGUUUCUCCUUGCCGCCCCAGUGUCAAGUUGUGGCUGACCGCAUGGACAAUAAUGCCAACGUAGCUUACGGGGUAGCCUUUGAACGUGUGUGCAUCGUGCAGAGACGGAAAAUUGCUUACUUAGGAGGGAAGGGCCCUUUUAGCUACAACCUACAAGAAGUCCGAAGUUGGCUGGAGAAUAAUUUCAGCAAGAUGAAUUCUAGAUUAGCUGGAUAAAAGCGUGAUUGUAAUAGAGUUUAUUAUUUUUUAAAAAAUAUGUAAAAGAAGUUGAGAACUGAACUGAAUCUAUUAUUUCAACUGAAUCCCAUUGCCUCACUGAAAGACAGGGACAUACCUGUCAGAAGAUCUUGAACCUCUUUAACAUCUCAAUACUAUCUUUAGUACACAAAUGACAUCUGGCUAAAUAGCAGCCCUGUUACCUCCCUUCGGAGUGAACUGAUCCAAACUGGAGUGCAAGAAACUCUGUUGCAGCCUGUGUUCAUUGCUUGUGAAAGAAGUGAUUCCGUCCUAUGUGUGCUCUGGGACCAGAGGACAAAAGUUCCCAGAAUACCUAUUGUUAAGGGAGCUACUACCUAUGAUCUGAUUAAGGGUAUUGUCUCAGCUUUAGUCACCAGAAAGAAACCCAACGGGAAAGUCCCCCAAAUACACUUAAAAUGUGAUUUUGAAGCCAUGCCAUAGUGAGGACUGAAGUGUUAGUUCUAGCCAUGCCAUGUUCUGUGUUAGUCUCUGUAGCCCUGAUUUCCCAAGUAUAUAUGUGGAUACCAAGAAUGGUUCCAACCUGGAGGGUUGAGAUGACAUCAGAAAUAUGGCAGACAGAGAAAGCACUGGGGAAAAACCAAUGAAUUUGACAAGCAAAGACAGAGGAAACAGAAAGAUGAGGAAAUUGCGUGGUGUUUUACCUGGAAGCUGUAGCUAAUAAGAGUGUUGUUCAGCGGUGUCAGAAUUGAGGCAUGUACACAGCUGGGAAAACAAAGGCAUUAAACUAAAAAGAGCACAGGCAAGAGGCACAUGGAAAGGAGGUGUGUAGCAAUGCUCCUAGACUGAAAGGAAGUAGGCGAUGGAGAAGAUGAACAUUUUUAAUGUGCAGAGAAGUACUUUAUGGGACUAUUUGUGAUAUACCCAUUUCAGUGGGUAAUACCAGUUCAAAGAAAAAUCCAGGGGGUCCAAUGCUGAUGUGUUGUCCCUGCCAAAUUCCCACACUUACAAUGCCACACCCCCUCCAUUCCUAACCUCUGGAGCAUUGUUUCCUCUGGGUGCUGAGUGAAGGGUGUAAAAGGCCAUUCAGUUUCUACACUCUCCAGUGGAAGAACUGUAAUGAUAAGCGAUUUCUUCACAUAACCAUGAGAACAAUUUACUCUGAUAAUCUCUACCCAUAGUUUUGAGGGCUUAAGACAAGCCUAUUCUUGGUACCACAGGAAUUUGGUUAAAUGGAAUUUCCUUUGACAUUUGAAUUUCAACUUGGUUCUUUUUUCUUCAACUGGGAUUAACACAUUAGUUGAAGUUUAAUAGCUGUGUACGUAACUAUGAUUAUACCGAUGAAUACAUAUCUCUUAAAAUACAAGCAGCACAGCUGUAUUUACAAGCAAUACCUAAAGAUCACAAUUUCAAAAA
Molecule: messenger RNA, 2754 nt
Organism: Arvicanthis niloticus (Nile rat)
Lineage: Eukaryota; Metazoa; Chordata; Mammalia; Rodentia; Muridae
Source: RefSeq, a predicted model, not a curated record